This is a messenger RNA of Cavia porcellus (domestic guinea pig), 1050 nucleotides long. RefSeq names its product olfactory receptor 10AC1-like. NCBI's taxonomy places the organism in Eukaryota, Metazoa, Chordata, Mammalia, Rodentia, Caviidae. Gene Ontology annotation, biological process: G protein-coupled receptor signaling pathway. Bases 1 to 1050 code for a protein of 349 amino acids. Gene Ontology annotation, cellular component: membrane. The record is from RefSeq and is a predicted model, not a curated record. The transcript is spliced from 3 exons. Gene Ontology annotation, molecular function: G protein-coupled receptor activity.
AUGGCGCCACAUCGGAGUAGCUGGGAUGCGGUGUGCAGGGAGAGAGGCUUGAGCGAAGCCAGAAGCCACGUUGCAAAGAUUCAGCAGUGCUGUACUAAACAGCACGGAUUAGUCCUGAGAGCAAAGAAGGCGAGACUAAGCGGUCCUCCCGUGAGCCCCUGGCCUGAGUCCAACUGGACUGCACCACAGGAGUUCAUCAUCCUGGGCUUCUCCGGGUGGCCCCCGGGCCUCCGAGUGCUGCUCUUCACCCUGCUCCUGCCGCUCUACCUGGCCACACUGGCAGGGAACCUGCUCAUCCUGGGGCUGGCCCUGGCCGAGCCUGCACUGCACACCCCCAUGUACUUCUUCCUGGGUGCACUGUCGGCUGUGGAGGUGGCCUACACGCUGGUGCUCACCCCGCGCAUGCUGGCCGGCUUCCUCCUGCCUCCCGGGGGCCAGGCUGUGGCCCCUGCCACCUGUGCUGCCCAGAUGGGCCUUUUUGUGGCUCUGGGCGGCUCUGAGUGUCUGCUGCUGGCCGCCAUGGCCCUGGAUCGCUACCUGGCCAUCUGCCGCCCUCUCUCCUACCCUCAGCUUAUGACCACAGAGCUGCCCUUCUGCCACGGUGGCCUUGUCAACCACGUCUUCUGUGACCUCCCCGCCGUGCUGGUGCUGGCCUGUGGAAACCGGGAGCUGCAGGAGAACGUGCUCCUGGUGGCCUGCCUGCUGCUGCUGGUGCUGCCCUUGUUCCUGAUCCUCCUGUCCUACACCAAGGUGAUUGUGGUCAUCCUGGGAGUUGGGGAUGCUGCAGGCCGCCACAAGGCCUUCAACACUGUGGCGUCCCAUCUCACGGUGGCCGUGCUCCACUAUGGCUGUGCCACAGCCAUGUACGCCAGGCCCCUGAGCAGCAGCUCCCUGGAGGAGGACAAGCUGGUGUCGCUCGUCUACAUCAACCUCACCCCGCUGCUGUACCCAGCCAUAUACACACUGCGCAACAGGGACAUGCAGGGGGCCCUGCAGAGGGCCCUCAGCCAGAGGACACUGGGGGAGGCCCACCAGGGGGAGCUAACCUAA